AGAAAGCGGGAAAAUCGACAGUGUAUUGAUUUCAUAUAAUCACCGUAAGCGGACUCCCGAACAAUUGGCGAGACGUGAAAACUUGAAGACACUGUUUCAUGUCACAUUACAGAUAUGCUAUGAUAGUUAUUUGGUAUCUAUAAUUCUUCUUACGGAAUGUCAGCUAUCAGGAAUUUGACUUGAAGAAAUGGAUCAAGCAAGUUAAAAUCAAAUUAAGGUGUUUGCAAAGCCGACCAAUAAAGAAUGAAAAGACAGAACGUGCGAACCUUGUCGCUGAUCAUAUGUACAUUUACUUAUCUUCUUAUUGGAGCAGCAGUGUUUGAUUCACUUGAAUCCGACUUUGAAAUAGAAAAUAGGCGCAAUCUACGAGAAAGAGAACGCAAAAUCAGAGAAAAAUAUAAUAUCACUGAUGAGCAUUUUGAAAAAAUCAGAAUAAACGUUAUAAAGUCGAAACCCUAUCAAGCCGGUACCCAGUGGAAAUUUUCUGGUGCCUUAUACUUCUCUUUAGUUGUUGUAGCCGUUAUAGGUUAUGGACAUAGUACUCCUAAAACUGUAAGUGGCAAGUUGUUUUGCAUGGGAUACGCAUUAGCUGGAAUUCCACUAUGUAUAAUAAUGUUCCAAAGCGUGGGCGAAAGACUUAACACAUUCAUGUCGUAUGGAUUGAAACAAAUUAAAAAAUGCUUCCGACUUAAGAAAACAGAGGUGUCCCAAACGGACUUGAUUUUUGUGACAAUGAACCUUUCUACAAUCAUUGUAGCCGUCGGAGCUUUAAUAUUUUCCCACUAUGAAGGUUGGGAGUAUAUUGAUUCUCUGUACUAUUGUUUUAUUACGCUAACAACAAUUGGAUUUGGCGAUUAUGUAGCUUUACAAAAGAAAGACAAAGUACAGACGCAUUACUAUGCAUUCAGCUUACUUUUUAUUCUAUUUGGAUUGACGGUUAUAUCAGCUGCAAUGAAUUUGUUGGUGUUACGUUUCCUUACUCUUAAUUCUGAGGAUGAAAGACGAGACGAACUCGAGGCAGCAAUUGCAGCCCAGAAUGCAGUUCAUCUUGAAGGUGACGUCAUAACCGGAAAUGCAGGUGUUGUGGGUAAUGCACAAGAGCGACCUGAUUUUCAAGAGACAUUAUCAGUAUGUUCAUGCUCGUGUUAUAAAUGGAGGUCAGCCAGAGAUAAGAUUUAUGGUGCAACAAACAACCCAACACGUACAAAAUCUUUCAUGUCAAACAAUGUCCCGUCAACAAAGGAGGACAAUAACUCCGAAACUGAUUCAUUUUUAGUUUGGCAACGGAGUAAGCGUGCGUCAUUUUAAACAAUUUCAGUUUUAUUAUCUAUUUACAUUAUACAUGUAUUCAUUAUUUUAUUACACAGCAUUGCUCGGUCAGAAUGAAUAAAAAAAGAUGAAGUUGGUAUAUUUUAUAUCUUUGAAACUGACUUCAAAGCUUCCAGAACGCCUUUUUCUCACAGAAUAACUUGAUAGUUGAGUAAAUCUUAUAUUUUAUCAUGGCUUUUGUCAUGUUUGGUAAUUCUAUGUUGAUAGAAGUUUAACGGACGCCAUCAUGAGUUGGAAUGGAAAGUCUGUUUUACAGAGGACGACCGAUAUGUUCAAAUUGUCGUAACCACAAUCUCUUCCUCUGUUCCUCGUUUGUGACAUCACCGAAUGAGAGUUCUCACCGGAUGUGUGAUUGUCAUGAAUAAAGCGACGGUUGCCAUGCACAUGUGGAGCAGGUGGUGUCUUCCCGAUUGUCCCACUUUUUGAAAAGACAGGUAAAAAAGUAAAAAGUAACAAUCGGGAAUAUGAUUGUGGGACAAUUGGGAUGCUUAAAUAUGGGACAAUCGGGAAUUGUUUUGAUAGUGAUUAAUUUGUUUUUAUAGUGUGCAGUAGUUAGUUACUGGUUACUAAUCAAUGUAUCUUAUAAAAUAUGAAAUAAACAUGAAUAAAUAAUAAUAUA
This is a messenger RNA of Mytilus californianus (California mussel), 1948 nucleotides long. RefSeq names its product two pore potassium channel protein sup-9-like. Bases 244 to 1308 code for a protein of 354 amino acids. The transcript has 3 exons. Gene Ontology annotation, biological process: potassium ion transmembrane transport; stabilization of membrane potential. Gene Ontology annotation, cellular component: membrane. The record is from RefSeq and is a predicted model, not a curated record. Lineage: Eukaryota; Metazoa; Mollusca; Bivalvia; Mytilida; Mytilidae. Gene Ontology annotation, molecular function: potassium ion leak channel activity.